Molecule: messenger RNA, 1327 nt
Organism: Linum tenue
Lineage: Eukaryota; Viridiplantae; Streptophyta; Magnoliopsida; Malpighiales; Linaceae
Source: the annotation of a GenBank genome assembly
AAAAGAUCAUUCUAUCUGUCUCAGGAGUUAAAGGCUGCGACCAAAGUCAACCAAUCAUUGGUGUGAAGAUGAUGGAAGUAGGAGAGCAGAUGAAGUCCCACAUCGCUAUGAUAGUGUUCCAACUGGGUUAUGCAGGGAAUCAUGUCAUCCUCAGAGCUGCACUCAACUUGGGAAUAAGCAAGCUGGUCUUCCCAAUUUACAGGAAUCUCAUUGCUCUCUUUCUCCUUGUUCCCUUCGCUUAUUUCGUCGAGAAGAAGGACAGACCAGCGCUGACUGCUUCUCUGUUGAUCCAGUUUUUCCUCCUGGGAUCUGUUGGAAUAGCAUCGAACCAGCUGUUUUAUCUACUGGGUCUGGACAAUACUUCACCUACAUUAGCGUCUGCUACAGAGAAUGCCGUCCCUUCUGUGACCUUCAUCCUAGCUACUUUACUCAGGCAAAUUUUUGAAAUUAAGAAAGAACGCUGCAGACUGGAGCGAGUUGAGCUGAACAGGAGAGAUGGGAUAGCUAAAGUUGUUGGCACUUUGAUUUCCUUCAUUGGAGCAUCAGUCAUAACAUUGUACAAAGGCCCAACCAUUUACAACCUCUUGGUCUCCUCCGCUUCUGUUCCCCAGAACUGGACGCUUGGAUGCAUCUACAACCUGGGACACUGCCUGUGCUGGUCCGCUUGGAUUGUGUUGCAAGCAAUGGUCUUGAAGAAGUACCCUGCUCCAUUCUCAGUGUACUCAUUCACCUGCUUCUUUGGCAUUCUUCAGUUCCUGGGUGUUGCUUCCUUUUUCGAGAGAGAUAACCCGCAGGCCUGGCAAGUUCACUCCACCGGCGAACUGCUUAGUGUUUUAUACUCGGGUCUGGUGGUUUCAGGAAUUGGGUUUGGGAUACAGAUAUGGGUGAUUCAGAGAGGCGGGCCGGUGUUUGUUUCAGGGUAUCUCCCUUUACAGACCAUGCUUGUAGCUGUGAUGGCAUCCAUGUUUUUAAGCGAAGAGUUCCACUUAGGAGGGGUGAUUGGAGCAGUCUUGAUUAUAUCCGGACUCUAUAUGGUUCUCUGGGGGAAAAGUGAAGAGACAAAAGUGGCAGCAGCAGCAGCAGCAGCGUCUGUUGAAGAGAACUACAAGCAGCCAUUAAUACUUGCUGGAACCAGUGAUAACUAGUGGAUCAAAGUGUAUAGAAGGAUGAAAAGAUUUUUGAGAGUUGGAUGUAACAUUGUUAUCUUCUUUUUCCCAUGUAGGCCAACCCAAUAGGCAAGCGCAAUGUAAUGUGCAGGAAUGAUUUCUCAUGAAUGUUAAGAAAUUUUGAUUUGAUCAUUCAUAUCAAACGAUUUUGAUUUUGCUUA